Lymnaea stagnalis (great pond snail) is the source of this 9407-nucleotide messenger RNA. Lineage: Eukaryota; Metazoa; Mollusca; Gastropoda; Lymnaeidae. The record is from the annotation of a GenBank genome assembly.
CUUUAGUUGGGGGGAUGUGAAUCUCGUGUCAUGGAUUGUGAACAAGAAACAAAACCCAAUGGUGUUUGGUUUUACAUCUACAGGUAACACGUCUUUCUUUGUGAUGGCCAGAUAAGACUGCUCCAUAGGAACGUUACUUUUAUUGAUACAUUUUAAACUUACAUUUUUAAAUAUAGUUUUAAAAAAAAGUUUUAUUUUAAAGACAUCGUCGCUCUAACCGGAAUUUCGUUUCAGUGCAGCGCUCCUCAACCUGUAGGUCGCAACCCCUUUUGGGGUUCGAACCCUACUUUUCCCAGGGGUCGCCUAAUGUGUUUUCCGAUUAUAUUAUAUUCUACAGCUAUGAAGUAACAACGAAAAUAAUUUUAUGGUUGGGGGUCGCCACAACUCGCGGAACUGUAGAAAAGUUUUCGAUCCAGGUUUUUGUGUGAUUCUUUUAAAGUCUCAUUCCAGUCUCAUCCAGUCUCAUUCCAGUCUCAUUCCAUUCUCAUUCCAUUCUCAUUCCAGUCUCAUUCCAUUCUCAUUCCAGUCUCAUUCGAAUAUGCUGAAGAAACAGCUGACAACGCGAUUAUUUGAAACUAUUUAAAAUAAGUUGAUGAAAUAAUAUCACAGCGUGGUAAAAACUUAUCAGCAUAAGAUGCUAAGAUAGUAUCACAAGGCCCCAUUCAGUUUUUGUUCCUUCACGAAUUAUUUAACGUAAUGUUUGAUAACUGAAUUGAUGAAAUAAAUUAAUAAUGAAAGUGUACCGUGCCACUCAAACAAAGUCGAUAUCGCAAACAUUUGUUCUUUUUUUUAUUGCGAAAUAAGAAGCUUAUUUUUACUGUGACAAUGAGUAGCAAAAUUCUUUUUACUGUGACAAUGAGUAGCAAAAUUCUUUUUACUGUGACAAUGAGUAGCAAAAUUCUUUUUACUUUGUGCACAAUUUCUUAUUGGUUAUUGUUUUGUCUUGUCUGUUGACGAAGACAUCUAGCCGAAACAUCCUUAUGAUCGUCCUGUUUUUUUCAUUUUAAGCUUUAGCACUAUUUACUUAACACGGCGCAGUCCCUCAUAUAUUGUACUGCAGCGAUUCUCAACCUGUGGGUGGCAACACCUUUGUGGGUCGCCUAAGACCUUUGAAAAACACGUAUUUAUGAUGUAGAUACGGAAAUAAUCUUAUUAUUGGGUGUGACCAUGACAUGAUUAAGUGUAUUAAAGGGUCGCGGCAUAUUAGGAUGUUUGAGAACCACUUUUGUACCGAGAGCGCAGCUCACCCAUAUUCAUUUAACCGUGAGGUCUGCAGGGAACCAUCUUAGAAAAAUUAGACUUCUGUAAGCAUAUGACAGCCAUUACGUGAUUUUAAAACAAUGGUAGACAACGAUUACGCUAGUGGCCCACAAUGAUGACAUCAAUGGCUCACAACGAUUACAUCAGUGGCUCACAACGAUUUCAUCAAAGGCUCACAACGAUUACACUAGUGGCUCACAACGAUUACACUAGUGGCAAGCAACUAUUACACUAGUGGCUCACAACGAUUACACUAGUGGCAAGCAACUAUUACACUAGUGGCUCACAGCGAUUACACUAGUGGCAAGCAACUAUUACACCAGUGGCACACAACGAUUACAUCAGUGGCACACAAUGAUUACACUAGUGGCUGACAACGAUUACACUAGUGACAAACAGCUAUUACACUAGUCGCACACAAAGAUUACACUGGUCUCUACCAUUCACGGAGUAAGUCGAGACUAUCAACCUGAGCAGAUUAUAUAGGAGCCAGAAUGAUCACUUCAUUGAUCGUGUGCCCUCAAAAUGUAGCAGAAGCAGAAGUCAUCAACUAAGCUUCAACCUACCAAUUAUCUCACCAAUGUCUUGUAGCAUUCAAUGACACGCAGCAAGACGUCUCUUCCAUUUGAUACUCUGGAGUCCGCUCGACAUUUGAUCGAAUCAUUGACCUAGUUUUAAGUGGUGUCCUAGAUUGGUGUUCUUGUAGCUGACAUCAUCGUCACCGUGUGUUCUUGUAGCUGACACCAUCGUCACCGUGUGUUCUUGUAGCUUAUAGCUGUCAAGAUAGACUGAAUGCGUCUAUCUGGCUAGAUGACGGUUUAAAAGGAGUAUACAAUGUUUUCCGUGUCAAUGGCUGGUGCAAGCCAUGUGCUGGACACAAAGGCACAUGUAAAAAAAAAAAAAAAAAGACGUACCAUUGUUAAUUUGUGCGCAGUCAGCGAUCACACUUGGUGUGUGGGGGCUUGUGCGGUGACUUGUGUGGGAAUUGUUCAUACAAAAGCACACACUGUAGGCGUUUUUCUUUGAAUAACUGAAUCCAGUGUGCCUAACGAAUGUAAUUUGAGCAGGUCAAAAAGCCCACAUGUGCACCUUGCUGCGGGAAAGUCAACGUUAAAUAAGUGGUACGUUUCCUAAACAGAACUCGCAAAACAGCUGAACCAGUUGUUCGUUGGUCGUUGUUUGUGUUUAUCUAUUCAGAACCGGUUGUUGGGUGGUGGUUGUUUGUGUUUAUCUAUUCAGAACCGGUUGUAGGGUGGUGGUUGUUUGUGUUUAUCUAUUCAGAACCGGUUGUUGGGUGGUGGUUGUUUGUGUUUAUCUAUUCAGAACCGGUUGUAGGGUGGUGGUUGUUUGUGUUUAUCUAUUCAGAACCGGUUGUUGGGUGGUGGUUGUUUGUGUUUAUCUAUUCAGAACCGAUUGUAGGGUGGUGGUUGUUUGUGUUUAUCUAUUCAGAACCGGUUGUUGGGUGGUGGUUGUUUGUGUUUAUCUAUUCAGAAACAGUUGUUGGUUGUUUGUGUUUAUCUAUUCAGAAACAGUUGUUGGGUGGUGAUUGUUUGUGUUUAUCUAUUGAGAAACAGUUGUUGGGUGGUGGUUGUUUGUGUUUAUCUAUUGAGAAACAGUUGCUGGGUGGUCGUUGUUUGUGUUUAUCUAUUCCGAAUCAGUUGCUGGGUGUUCAUGAUUUGUGUUUACCCAGGGGUAGACAAAACGGAAAAUACACGGGGGACCAACAGUGGCGUAGCUAGGGGAGGGAGGUCCAAAUUUGAAAGUCCUCCGGGCCCCUACUUGAAGGGGCCCCCAAAGCCGUGUCCGAAAUUUUUUUUACAUUAACUAAUGUCGAAUGUCAAGAUGCGGGGGCCCCUAAAGAGGCCAAGCGCCCGGGCUCCCAGAUCCCCCCAAAUCCCUAGCUACGCCACUGGGGACCAAUCUGAAUUUCUCAAGCAAUCUCAAUACAUAUCUAUAACCAUUUCUCCAAACUCCGAUUAAUGUUUUGUGACACUGGUGUUUUGUUUAGCAUUGAAAGUACCCAAUUCACUUCGUCAAUGAUAAAAUGACCCCAUUACCAAAUCUCAGUUUAUAAAAACACAUUUUGUAUUUGCUGUAAGUUUAAGCCUGCCAGGACCUCAAUCCAGUUAAUGGUUUUAACAUAUCGCGGUUGUUAGUGUGUCAACAUAGUUUAACUUCUCUUGGUCGUAAGCGUGUUAACAUAGUUUAACAUCUCUUGGUCGUCAGCGUGUUAGCAUAGUUUAACAUAUCUUGGUUGUCAGCGUGUUAGCAUAGUUUAACAUCUCUUUGUUGUCAGCGUGUUAGCAUAGUUUAACAUCUCUUGGUUGUCAGCGUGUUAGCAUAGCUAAACAUCUCUUGGUUGUCAGCGUGUUAGCAUAGUUUAACAUCUCUUGGUCGUCAGCGUGUUAACACAGUUUAACAUGUCCAUCACACAGCAAUCACCUGACACGUUCCCUGCGACUGAGCCACGCCUUCUUCGCCAUCGUCUGCUGUGGCAUGUACUUGUGGAUUCACAACACCAUCCAGCCCCAGUUUGUCAUCCAGGUAGAGACCAAUCCAUCCAUCCUCGACCUGGCCAGGGUUGUCAGGGAGCAGCAGAAAAAGAUUGAGUACAUGGUUGCCCACCCAAAGAUCAUCUUCAGAUGUCCGGACGAUGAGCCGAAGAUAAAAUAUCCCAGGUUAGUAGGUCAGCGUGUCUGAGACCAUCUUUGGUUUAAAGAUCCUAGGUUAGUAGGUCAGCGUGUCUGAGACCAUCUUUGGUUUAAAUAUCCUAGGUUAGUAGCUCAGCGUGUAUAAGUCCAUCUUUGUUAGUAGGUCAGGGUGUCUGAGACCAUCUUUGGUUUAAAUAUCCUAGGUUAGUAGCUCAGUGUGUAUAAGACCAUCUUUGUUAGUAGGUCAGCGUGUCUGAGACCAUCUUUGGUUUAAAUAUCCUAGGUAGUAGGUCAGAGUGUAUGAGACCAUCUUUGUUUUAGACUUACGAAUUGGUCAUUCGUUAUAUUACUUAUUUCGUGCUCUCUGUGCUCUAUUACCCCCCCCCCCCAUAAUGGACGCAUGCGAGGAAUCGAUUCUCCACAUCAACAGCAAACAGUUUAUUGACUAAUUUUUAACAAUUAAUCAAAACUGCAAUAUUUCUCCACUCUUUAAAAAUUCCUUGAAAUGUUACUGUAAUAAAAUCAGAUUAAGUACACCUCCCCUUUCCUUAACAAAAUUUUAAUAAAAACAAAAUGUUUGAUGUAAACCUUUUUUAAGCAAUUUUUGCGACUUAGCGAUGGCUAACUACAGCUGUUACGAAAUCAUUUCAUCAAAUUUCCUUCAUUCAUCUUCCCACUGAAAAAAAGAGGAAAACUAAUUUUUGGAGGUUUGUUGGGGCGGCUUGGGGAAUCCUGAAUAAUUUUAUAUAAUUGGUUUUCAUCGGCGACGAGUCUAUGUGCCAAGUUUCAGCUCAAUAUGAUGACAGGAAGUGGGUCCAUAAGCCUUCGGAAGAUUUUGCAACAAAGAAACACAAAAAUAAAAGCUCAGUUAAUAUACUUAUUUUUGGGUUGAGGGUGGGGGAUAAAAAUUUGACACAAAAUGCAUUCAAGUAACGCACUUCAUAUGAAUCUCAAUUAGUCCCCCCACCCCACCCCACCCCCCUUUUUCAAAGGCUCGUAACCGCGCAUUUUUAACACGCCCCUGAACUCUAUUAAUAGUUUAAAGUCCCACCCACUUUUUACACCGCAGAUUUAUUACACUAAGUAUUUCAGAAAAACAAAAUAAUUUAUUACGCACAAAACGCACUUGCGAUAUUAUAAAAAAGAUCUCAUUUAGCGCAGUUAUCAAGAAUUAUAUUUCUGGAACUCAGUGUCAUCAUAAUUCCUUCAUCUUCACCCUCACCUUGAACAACAGACCUUUAGUGGGUUGAGGUGAUGAUGAUUUGACAGAAAGUGUUGUCAUCAGCAAAGAGUCUGUGUGCCAGGUGUCAGUUCGACGGGAUUGCGGGAAGUGGGUCAAUUACCCGUCCGAAGACUUAUGCCUCAAACACGGAAACACAAGAGCAAAAGCGAAAAUUUUAUAAAAAGAUUCAUAGAGAGACAUCAUCGUUUUGAGCUUCAAACCAAAUCAGUCAGAUAGACUACAUUUCCAUAUCACCCUCCCCCCUCCCACUCCACUCUUCCAUUGACCGAAACUUGACCACCGCGCACUUGUUCUGAUUUCAAACCAGGCAAGCCAGUGAUGAUCUCACCAGGAUCUCCAUAGGGACAGCCGAUGAGUGCAGUAACACCACAGACCUGGACGCUCUCAUCAUCGUCCACACCUCAGCUGACCAUUUCAAAAGACGGGACAGGUUUAGACGGACUUACGCCAAUUACAACAACACGAAGCCGUUCAGGUUGAAGGUGAGCUGUGAACAAAUCAUAGGAGAUAGCAAAAUGUUUUACUCGUCUCAGGAUAAACCCCUUCCACAAUAAAUAAAGGCUGUCGCAGAAGUGAGAGGUUGGGAUUAAAAAAAACUAUUUAAAAUAUUAUUGUUUGGUUUGUAAGACAAAAUGAGGUAUCAAAUGAAAGAUAAUUGAAUGGACUAUAUGUUUGUAAACUUAUUUCUUCAGUCUAACUAAAAUAAACUACCACCAAUGACAUCCGAAUAGCUUGAUUCUGAUGGUACCCAGGUGCGAAUUGCGGUGCAGCGUGUCUGGGUUCAUUUUGACUCAGUGCUAUUCGGAUGUCAUUUGUGGUAUUUUAUGAAUGGCAUUGUUCCUCUCUCCUAGCUAGUGUAUGAAUGACUUUGUUACUCUCUCCUAGCUAGUGUACGAAUGACUUUGUUACUCUCUCAUAGCUAGUGUAUGAAUGGCUUUGUUACUCUCGCCUAGCUAAUGUAUGAAUGACUUUUUCACUCUCUCCUAGCUAGUGUAUGAAUGACUUUGUUACUCUCGCCUAGCUAAUGUAUGAAUGACUUUGUUACUCUUUCCUAACUAGUGUAUGAAUGACUUUGAUCCUUUCUCGUACUAUGAAUGACUUUGUUACCCUCUGACAGUUGGUGUUUCUGAUCGGUCAAGUGGAAAACGCUGACCUUGGUAUCAAGCUGGAGAAAGAGAACAUGGAGCACGGGGACACAGUGAUGGGAUCGUUCUUGGACACGUACCAGAAUCUGACGCUUAAGGUACACAUUCAUGAACACAUGGAUAGCAAUAAACCCAUGACAUACAAACAUGGAUAUCAAUGAACCCAUGACAUACACACAAGGAGAGCAAUAAAACCAUGACAUACACACAUGGAUAGCAAUGAGCCCAUAACAUACACACAAGGAGAGCAAUAAACCCAUGACAUACACACAUGGAUAGCAAUAAACCCAUGACAUACAAACAUGGAUAGCAAUGAACCCAUGACAUACACACAAGGAGAGCAAUAAACCCAUGACAUACACACAUGGAUAGCAAUGAGCCCAUAACAUACACACAAGGAGAGCAAUAAACCCAUGACAUACACACAAGGAGAGCAAUAAACCCAUGACAUACACACAAGGGGAGCAAUGAACCAAUGACAUACACACAAGGAGAGCAAUAAACCCAUGAGAUACACACAUGGAUAGCAAUGAACCCAUGACAUACACACAUGUAGAGCAAUAAACCCAUGACAUACAUACAUGUAUAGCAAUAAACCAGGACAUACACACAUGGAUAGCAAUAAACACAUACUAUACACACAUGGAUAGCAAUGAACCCAUGGUAAACACACAUUGAGAGCAAUAAACCCAUGACAUACACACAUGGAUAGCAAUAAACACAUACUAUACACACAUGGAUAGCAAUUAACCCAUGGUAAACACACAUGGAGAGCAAUGAACCCAUAACAUACACACAUGGAUAGCAAUUAACCCAUAACAUACACACAUGGAUAGCAAUUAACCCAUAACAUACACACAUGGAUAGCAAUGAACCCAUGAUAUACACACAUGGUUAGCAAUAAACCCAUAACAUACACACAUGGAUAGCAAUGAAACCAUGACAUACACACAUGGAGAGCAAUGAACCCAUGACAUACACACAUGGAUAGCAAUAAACCCAUGACAUACACACAAGGAGAGCAAUAAACCCAUGACAUACACAUGGAUAGCAAUAAACCCAUGACAUACACACAAGGAGAGCAAUAAACCCAUGACAUACACACAUGGUUAGCUCCUAUAAAAAUCAGGACACAUGUUUGAUAAUGGGUUAAAUGCAAAUUAAAUAUAUUUUUCUUAUAUGUAAAAAAAUGUAUUGUUUUAUAUACAUACAAGUGUUACCAUAUUGAAACGAACAGAAAUACAAUUGUUGUAUAUAGUUUAAAACUUCUGUUCUACCAACAUCGUCCUUAUUAUGACUUGUAUUUUUUUUUAUUUUUUUUUUUAUAGAAUUAACAAAAACUUGACCACUUCUCUUCAAGAGUAUUCCCAUCUUAUCACAGAGCAAUUUUAACUUCUCAUUUUAGGCUGUCAUGGGCUUCCGGUGGGUCAGCAGCACGUGCUCGGACAUCAAACUCCUCAUCAAGAUGGACGACGACGUCUUCUUCGACGAGCGCAAGUUUUUCACGCGCUACUGGAACCGGAUAGGCGGCAGUUUGAAAUCUAAGGCCAUCCACUGCCAGGUCUGGGAACACGCCAAGGUCGGCCGGACCGGCAAGUGGAAGGUGGAGAGGGGCCUGUUCUCCAACUCCAGCUACCCGUUCCCGUACUGCGCGGGCUACUUUGUCAUCGUGACCCCCGACCUGGUGCGCCCCAUGUACGAGGUGGGCAAGAGCAUCGAGUUUUUCUGGAUCGACGACGUGUUCCUGUACGGGAUGGUGCCGGCCACCAUCAAAAACGUGCACUUUGCUCAGGUCGGGAGGAGGAAGAAAAUGGUGACGGAGUCGUACCCGGAGUGGAAAAACUGCAUGAAGAGGAAGGGGCAGGCUGGCUGCCCGUACUGGGCGGUGCUGACCAAUGGGGAGGAUGAGUUUGACAGCGAGUAUGAUAGUUUCUUUGCGCCCCGACCAGCGGUUGAGGUUGCUGGAAACAAAACACUGGUCAUAUCUGUCUGAUUCAAAAAAUGAAACCGGAAGUGACAUUAAAAGACGUUUAGUGGUUGAAUCUAAGGCAGACUAAGGACUGAGGAUUUGUGGCUGAGAAGAUAGAAAAAUUAAACUGACGAGAUAUUAGGAUGAAUGUCUCAACGGUCUAAUUCUUUGUUUAUCUUUAUGAUGAGACAAAUCUAAUACUAACCAUUAUGUUUAAAAUUUAGUGUUUAUUUCAAUUUUUUUAAAUAGAAAAGUUACUGUCUGUGAGGAAGGUAAAUCAUACACUGGGACUGGAAGGUGUCAUGAUCAUGGGAUUUGAAACCACAGCCGGGGUUAGGCGAGAGAGAGAGAAUAAAAAAGACACAACUGAAAAGUUCUCUGUGAUCAUUUAUGACAAGCAUUUUAUGAUUAAAGUUUCAUCAAUGACUUGAAAUAAUUUGUAAAAAAAUAAAUGUGUAGGUGUGUAGACAAACUAAACCAUCGCAUUUAAAACUCAUCGAAUUAGUAAGAUAACGAAGUAUAUAAAAAAAUCGAAUGCUUUAAUCUAGGCCUAUGCAUUGUUUAACAAAAAAAUCUAAUACUGCUCUAUAAGAUUAGAUAAGCAGAUGUUUGUCUGGUAACUGGUUCAGUGCGGUGUGGAAAGAGAUCUGGGACUGUACAAGAAGUGGGAUAUUUUUAAAAUUCUGUACGCUUUAGAUUUAGUUCAAUUGCCUAUGGAAUCCAAGUGUUCUUCCUUACAAAUGACCUAUUGUUGUACAGUACAAGUAAAAAAAAAAAGAUUAAUUUCUGUAUAGUACGAGAUAUGAUCUAUUUCUAUUUUAUCUUCUUUCUUUUCUAUAUGACAACUCGUUCCGAACACAUUAACUCCCCUUCCACGCUGCCAUCUUUACCUAGUGUUCCAGUGGGGAGUUGUUUCCCUGUUUACGUGGAUUAGAAGGGGUAGGCUCAAUUGACGAACUAAUUCUAUUAAAAUGCUAGUCAACAAUCAUCUCUACAAUAAGGUGACCAUUUUUUUUUUACAAAAUCAAAGUAAGGUCCCUAAAAAAAAUAAUAAUGUAAAAGUCGGGCAUUUUUAAUAAGAACCAUAGGUGUCAAAAGAACCAUAGGUGUCAAAAGAACCAUAGGUGUCAAAAGAACCA